Messenger RNA from Paramecium tetraurelia, 939 nucleotides. RefSeq lists its product as uncharacterized. Lineage: Eukaryota; Ciliophora; Oligohymenophorea; Peniculida; Parameciidae. Gene Ontology annotation, biological process: protein ubiquitination. The record is from RefSeq and is a predicted model, not a curated record. Gene Ontology annotation, molecular function: ubiquitin-protein transferase activity. The transcript is spliced from 3 exons.
AUGAAUAAGAAUAUGUAAAUUGUUAUUAGUAGCAUUUUUGCUAUUUGCGGACUUAUUGCUUCACAAAAAUUCCUUAGAAGAUUCCGAAGAUAUAUAGAUUUAGUAUUUUAUGGAAGAGUAAAUACAUUUCCUCUCACUUUGAGCGAAUCUAAAGAAUUUUUAUUAGAAAACCCAUAAUCAAAAUAUUUAUACCUAACUGGACAUAUUCUGCCAGCAGAUUAAUAAUAGACAAGGUUUCUUCAACUUUAAUGUGGUACUAAAGAUAAUUUGGAAUUUAAAGUAAAUGAAUUUUAAUUGCUAGAUAUUCAACAUAACGAAAGAAAGAAUAUUAAAAUAAAUGGUGACAGCAUUUUGCUACGUGGAUUAUUCGACUAUUCAAAAUCUUACUUAUAUUAAUAGGAAAACAUGUCAUUCAUAAAAAAAAUUUUAAAUAAAAUACCUAUCCUAAAUAAAAAAUCUAGAAUAGUUGAAACUCAUAAAGGAGUUUAAUUUGGAUAGUUCACAACUAUGUUAUGUGAAAAAAAUGGAGAUAAUUUCAAUUUAUUGUAUCUCUCCAAUUAUAAUUACAACAAUAUAUACAAUCAGAUUCACAAAGAUAUGUUUAAUGCUGCCACUGUAGCAUAGCUUUUAUUUAUUCUAGUAAGCUUUUCAUAAUUGAUAUAUUUAAUUAUUUAAAAGCUGUAAUAGAAAAAUGAUGAAAUUUAGCCUUUAGAUCAACUAGGUCCACCCGUAUUUAAAAAUUCUAUUAGUGUUGUUCUAAACAGUCAAAAUGACUAGGACAUAUGUGUUAUAUGUCUAACAAGAACGAGAAGUGUAAUACUGGAACCUUGUCUUCAUUUUAUUUUAUGCUAAGAUUGUGUGAAUCAGUUAGAUAAAGAUAUCUGCCCAUUUUGUAGGAUUAAAAUAGAAAAAAAAAUAAAGGUUCUAUAUAAUGAAUGA